Molecule: messenger RNA, 3105 nt
Organism: Jaculus jaculus (lesser Egyptian jerboa)
Lineage: Eukaryota; Metazoa; Chordata; Mammalia; Rodentia; Dipodidae
Gene: Carm1
Product: coactivator associated arginine methyltransferase 1
Exons: 16
Coding region: 1-1827 (608 amino acids)
Biological process (GO): peptidyl-arginine methylation
Molecular function (GO): protein-arginine N-methyltransferase activity
Source: RefSeq, a predicted model, not a curated record
AUGGCAGCGGCGGCGGCGGCGGUAGGACCGGGCGCGGGUGGCGCAGGAGCGGCGGUCCCAGGUGGCGCGGGGCCCUGUGCGACCGUGUCGGUGUUCCCCGGCGCCCGCCUCCUCACCAUCGGCGACGCGAACGGCGAGAUCCAGCGGCACGCGGAGCAGCAGUCGCUGCGCCUGGAGGUGCGCGCCGGGCCGGACGUGGCGGGCAUCGCCCUCUACAGCCAUGAAGAUGUGUGUGUGUUCAAGUGCUCAGUUUCCCGGGAGACCGAAUGUAGUCGUGUGGGGAGGCAGUCCUUCAUUGUCACCCUGGGCUGCAACAGCGUCCUCAUCCAGUUUGCCACACCCAACGAUUUCUGUUCUUUCUACAACAUUCUGAAAACUUGCCGGGGCCACACCCUGGAGCGCUCUGUGUUCAGCGAGCGGACGGAGGAGUCUUCGGCUGUGCAGUACUUCCAGUUUUAUGGCUACCUGUCCCAGCAGCAGAACAUGAUGCAGGACUACGUGCGGACAGGCACCUAUCAGCGUGCGAUCCUGCAGAACCACACAGACUUCAAGGACAAGAUCGUUCUCGAUGUUGGCUGUGGUUCCGGGAUCCUAUCAUUUUUUGCUGCACAAGCUGGAGCCAGAAAAAUCUAUGCAGUGGAGGCAAGCACCAUGGCGCAGCAUGCGGAGGUCUUGGUUAAGAGUAACAACCUGACAGAUCGCAUCGUGGUUAUCCCUGGCAAAGUGGAGGAGGUGUCACUGCCUGAGCAGGUGGACAUCAUCAUCUCAGAGCCUAUGGGCUACAUGCUCUUCAACGAGCGCAUGCUUGAGAGCUACCUCCACGCCAAGAAGUACCUGAAGCCCAGUGGAAACAUGUUCCCCACCAUUGGUGACGUCCACCUUGCACCCUUCACGGAUGAACAGCUCUACAUGGAGCAGUUCACCAAGGCCAACUUCUGGUACCAGCCAUCCUUCCAUGGAGUAGACCUGUCUGCCCUUCGAGGUGCCGCUGUGGAUGAGUAUUUCCGGCAGCCUGUGGUGGACACGUUUGACAUCCGGAUCCUGAUGGCCAAAUCUGUCAAGUAUACAGUGAACUUCUUAGAAGCCAAAGAAGGAGAUUUGCACAGGAUAGAAAUCCCAUUCAAAUUCCACAUGCUGCAUUCAGGGCUGGUACACGGCCUGGCCUUCUGGUUUGACGUUGCAUUCAUCGGCUCCAUCAUGACCGUGUGGCUGUCCACGGCCCCGACGGAGCCCCUGACACACUGGUACCAGGUCCGGUGCCUGUUCCAGUCACCACUGUUCGCCAAGGCUGGGGACACGCUCUCAGGGACAUGUCUGCUUAUUGCCAACAAAAGACAGAGCUAUGACAUCAGUAUUGUGGCCCAGGUGGACCAGACAGGCUCCAAGUCCAGUAACCUGUUGGAUCUGAAGAACCCCUUCUUCAGGUACACGGGCACCACGCCCUCGCCCCCACCUGGCUCACACUAUACAUCUCCAUCUGAGAACAUGUGGAACACAGGCAGCACCUACAGCCUCAGCAGUGGGGUGGCUGUAGCCGGGAUGCCGACUGCCUAUGACCUGAGCAGUGUUCUUGCUGGUGGCUCCAGCGUGGGCCACAACAACCUGAUUCCUUUAGCCAACACAGGGAUUGUCAAUCACACCCACUCCCGGAUGGGCUCCAUAAUGAGCACAGGGAUUGUCCAAGGCUCCUCAGGUGCCCAGGGUGGCAGUGGUGGUGGCUCAAGUGCCCACUAUGCGGUCAACAACCAGUUCACCAUGGGUGGCCCUGCCAUCUCCAUGGCCUCACCCAUGUCUAUCCCAACCAACACCAUGCACUACGGGAGCUAGGUACCUCCAGCUAUGGCGUGAUGCACUGACAGCACCAGGAAACCAAAUGAAGCCCCUGCCCGGCCCAUGCCCAGCGGCUGUCCCCUCAUUCUGGAGAAGCUCGAACACCCUGUCACAGCCCUCUUUGCUAUGGGUACUUGGACACUUUUUUACACGAUGUCGCCGCUGCCUCCAAUCACCCCUGUCUACCCCUUGGCCCCGAGCGUGUGUCGCUGCCAUUUUACGUGAGAUCAUGUCAGGGGAACUCUUGCCCCUGUCCUGCCCUCCACUCUGACCUGGCUUUGACAUCUGCUGGAACAGGCAAGUCCGCCAACAGCUGCACCCAAGUGGCAGGAGGUCACCACAGCCCAAGCCAACCCACCCACCCACCCUUACGCCUGCCCCUCACCUGGGAUGGCAGCUCAGCUGGCUGCCAGGACUUCAACAACCAGGCCACAUGGUACCAUGGGCGUGACAUGCUGCUUUUUUUAAUUUUAUUUUUUUACGAAAAGAACCAGUGUCAAUCCACAGACCCUCUGAGAAACCCGGCCGGCCGGGCCCAGCCAGCAGCCCCUGUCCCCAGGCUCAGAGGCUCAGUGGUGGGGGACAGCCCUGCUGAGCCUUCAGGAAGGGUGCAGUCCCCUCCCAUCAAAGGGUUCACCUCACACUUGAAUGUACAACCCACUGGGCUGUCUGAAGGCCUCCGUCCGUGGUCCCGCCCCCUGCUCUGUCCUGAGCCCCUGCAGGUCACCCCUCCUCCAAAAGCUGAACAGGCAGCCAGGAGGGAAGGAAGGUUACUGGGCCACUGAGGCAGACAAACCUAAAGGAUCUGUCCUGGAAGGAAGGUGUCUUUUUUUCCCUGGUAGCUAACAUAGGCCUGUUUCCCACAACUUGGACCUCUGCUACCUCCUCCCAUGAUGGGCAUUUCUGGGAAGGGGUGUGGCAGGGACCUCUCCCUCUAAACAAAGAAGAGAAAAAAAGAAAAACAAACAACUGAGGAAGCGAAGUUCAGCACAGGAAGUUUUUUCCCCCUCUCCUUCAGACCCUAGAACCCCCCUCAGCAGCCAGAGCCUGGGCUGGGCCCACACUGGUGGGCGCACCUGGCAACAGCUGGGGCUUUCCUGCACCACUCUUGGCCUCCACUGAGUCCUGUCAGGGAAACAGAGGGCCCGCAGGCAGGCUGGGGGACUGGGCUGUCCUAUCCCUCAGUGAAGCUCCCUGCUCCGCUGUCCCUCCCUUGCCUUUAUAUAAAUUCUCUGGAUCACCUUUGCAUAGAAAAUAAAAGUGUUUGCUUUGUAA